CGCACGGCUGACGCCCAGCGGCGCCAAGAACUUAGCGCCCGGGACCUGACUCGCGGACCCGGCGACUCUUCGCAGCCUCAGCUUGUGCGCGCCACACCUCAGACCCGGCUUUCAAAUUCAUUAAAUACAAGUAAGGAAUACAGGCAACAUGUUCUACACACAUGUGCUUAUGAGUAAACGAGGGCCAUUGGCCAAAAUAUGGCUUGCAGCUCACUGGGAGAAGAAACUCACGAAGGCCCAUGUAUUUGAAUGUAAUCUAGAGAUAACCAUUAAAAAAAUUCUUUCACCCAAGGUGAAAAUUGCACUCCGAACUUCAGGACACCUUCUUUUGGGAGUUGUUCGAAUUUAUAACAGGAAGGCAAAAUACCUUUUGGCAGAUUGCAGUGAAGCAUUUCUUAAAAUGAAGAUGACAUUUCGCCCAGGACUGGUUGACCUGCCAAAAGAGAAUUUUGAAGCAUCUUACAAUGCUAUCACAUUGCCAGAAGAAUUUCAUGAUUUUGACACCCAAAAUAUGAAUGCUAUUGAUGUUUCAGAGCACUUUACUCAGAAUCAAUGCAGACCAGAAGAAAUCACUAUUAGAGAAAAUUUUGACAAUGAUCUACUUUUUCAAGCUGAGGGCUUUGGGGAGGAAUCUGAAAUUCUCAGAAGACAUAGCUUCUUUGAUGACAACAUAUUACUGAAUUCCAGCGGUCCUUUAAUUGAACAUAGUUCCGGAAGCCUCACUGGAGAAAGAUCUCUGUUCUGUGACAGUGGAGAUGGGUUUGGAGAUGAAGGAGCUACAGGAGAAAUGAUUGACAAUCUAUUGCAAGAUGACCAGAAUAUCCUGAUAGAAGACAUGCAUUUGAACAGAGAAAUUUCCCUGCUUCCUGAACCUCCCAGUAGUUUAGUGGUUGAAACAGAUAACCCAGAGUGUAUAUGUGUACCUGAAAAUGAAAAAAUGGAUGAAACAACCUUAUUAUCAACUGAAGAGGAAGGAUUUACCCUUGAUCCAAUUGAUAUUUCAGACAUUGCUGAGAAAAGGAAAGGCAAAAAGAGGAGAUUGCUCAUAGAUCCUGUCAAGGAGCUCAGUAGCAAAGUUAUACAAAAACAGCUUACUUCCUUUGCGGACACACUCAUGGUUUUGGAACUUGCACCUCCUACCCAAAGAUUGAUGAUGUGGAAGAAAAGGGGAGGAGUGGAUACACUUCUGUCAACUGCUGCCCAGGAUUUGAUUCAUGCUGAACUGAAGAUGUUGUUUACAAAAUGCUUUCUGCCCUCUGGCUUUAAACUUGGAAGAAAAAUGAUACAGGAGUCAGUAAGGGAAGAAGUGGGAAACCAAACUAUAGUAGAGACAUCCAUGACACAAGAGCCAAAUUCCCAGCGAGAGUUAAGUAAACCCCAAACUUGGAAGGAUGUGAUUGAUGGAACUCAACAUAGCUCUCAUGAGGAUACCAAUAAAAAUAUUGACUCUGAGGAUAUUGUUGAAAUGGUGUCUUUAGAUGCUGAGGAAUCAUCUUUAACGAAUGACUUCUUGGCAAAAGAAAUUGAAUAUAGUCCAGUUGAAUUGGAGUCAUUGAGGAAUGAACAAAAUAUUGAGACAGAGAGAUGGAAUCGAAGAAUACUUCAUAUGUUAAAUCAUUUACGGGAAUCUAACAAGAUGGGAAUGCAGUCCUUUAGUCUGAUGAAGCUCUGUAGAAAUAGUGACCGAAAACAAGCAGCUGCCAAAUUUUAUAGCUUUCUUGUCCUAAAAAAACAGCAGGCUAUCGAGCUGAGCCAGAGUGCUCCCUAUGCAGAUAUUAUAGCUACGAUGGGACCAAUGUUUUAUAAAAUGUGAAGGAAAUCCAGACAUACAGAUUUAUGUCAUCACUGGAGUUUCUGUGUAGAUAGUUGAAUUUAAUGCGGAAGCCAUCUGGAAGCAGCUGAAGGUCUGAUCCAUUUCAUAGAUAGGCUGACCUAUUUCCUCUCUGUAGUUCAGAAUAAUCAUAUCUAGAAUUGGAAACCUACAUACUUACAAAGAAAUAUUUUAAAUUCUUUUUUUUUUUUUUU
This is a messenger RNA of Sapajus apella (tufted capuchin), 2025 nucleotides long. RefSeq names its product RAD21 cohesin complex component like 1 (gene RAD21L1). NCBI's taxonomy places the organism in Eukaryota, Metazoa, Chordata, Mammalia, Primates, Cebidae. The record is from RefSeq and is a predicted model, not a curated record. The transcript has 14 exons. Gene Ontology annotation, biological process: replication-born double-strand break repair via sister chromatid exchange; synaptonemal complex assembly; mitotic sister chromatid cohesion. Gene Ontology annotation, molecular function: chromatin binding; protein binding. Gene Ontology annotation, cellular component: cohesin complex; synaptonemal complex. The coding region runs from base 149 to 1813 and encodes 554 amino acids.